AUGGAGCAAAUAGAGCGCCGCAACAAGCGUCAAUACAACUAUCUGAAGGAGCUCAUUGUUGGUACUCACCCACCUCCGGAACAGAAGGACACCCCGGAUUCCCCUUCACCUAGUAGCACAGGGAGCCAUGACGAACCAGACAGUGGAGUUUCGCGCUUAAGGGGAGAAACAAAACGCGCUUCACCAUCUCCUUCCUUAUUCCUUCGAGCAGAACACGCUCGGCCUCAACCAGGGAAAAACCCUAGCCGUCACCCCCGCCGCAAGGAGGAGCCGUGUUUGCCGCCGUCCGUCGCAAUCAAGGGCUUGUCUCCUCGAGUCUUCGUGCGUCACAGUCAGGGGAGUUCUCCAAGUCUUCGAUCUUUUCGCCGUUGUUUGUCGCUGUUGUUUGUCGCCAUCUGUAGCAGUCAGGGGUUUGUCACCAAGGAGUAUCUCUUCGUACUGUUGGCGUUAUCCAAGUCAAACCCCAUGUUCGCUGUCUUCUUCCUCGCUCGGCGCCCAUCCUCCAUCGGAUUCGUCCUGCUCGCCGUCGUCUUGUCGCCGUCGCCCUCUCGAAGGACAAGUUUUGUUAGAUAGGAAUGAUAAGAGUUUGAGGCUAAAAUGGUUGAGGCAGCAAAUAGGACUAGUGAGCCAAAAACUGGCUUUGUUUGCGACAACAAUUAGAGAAAACAUACUUUUAGAAAGAUCUGAUGCUGACCAAGUUGAGAUUGAAUAAGCUGCAAGAGUAGCCAAUGCUCAUUCUUUCAUUAUGAAACUUCUAGAGGGUUAUGAGACAUAGUUUAGCCAAUAUAGAAUUUCAAUUUCUAUUCCGAUUCAUUGGAAUCAGAAUUGUUUAAUAUUUUGUAUUAUUGAAAAUCUAGAUGAUGACUUGUAAUCCUAUGCUUAAUUUUAGUUUUAUUAGUAUAUUUUGAUAA
Arachis ipaensis is the source of this 911-nucleotide messenger RNA. The record is from RefSeq and is a predicted model, not a curated record. NCBI's taxonomy places the organism in Eukaryota, Viridiplantae, Streptophyta, Magnoliopsida, Fabales, Fabaceae.